Messenger RNA from Oryzias latipes (Japanese medaka), 3606 nucleotides. RefSeq names its product GTP binding protein 2a (gene gtpbp2a). NCBI's taxonomy places the organism in Eukaryota, Metazoa, Chordata, Actinopteri, Beloniformes, Adrianichthyidae. Gene Ontology annotation, biological process: translational elongation. The record is from RefSeq and is a predicted model, not a curated record. Gene Ontology annotation, molecular function: translation elongation factor activity; GTP binding; GTPase activity.
GCACCUCUCCACUUUUGAGUAUGACGUAGCCACAGUGUUAACUCAAAGCUGUAGUCUCGGAAGGGGAUGUUGUUUUGUUUGUAGAGUAUUUUGGGGGGAUUUGGUCUCUUGUAUUAACUCCGUAUGGACGUAAAUUACCACUAAAACUGUAAUUUAUUAUCAGUCGACGAAUUAAAUGACUGUUCUGGGCUACAUUUUAAAAAUUCUAACAUCGAAUUUGCGGUAGGAGCGGGAGGCUUGUUUCCAAGCCCGGUUCCAAAAAAGCCAAUGGAUGCGCGCGUUUCGGAGUUUUUUGGUUCAGGAAAUGGAAACGGCUCUGGGUCCCAAGGAGCUACAAGUAGCAACAAACCGGGAAAUAGUCAUGGGGCUAUUUCAAAAAAGGCUUCGGCAAAAAGCAAGAGAGCAAAAGCCCGAUUCUCCCGCAGCUUCAAACCAAGCAAUAACACCCCAUAUCUCCCUCCAGAGGCUGAAGAGGGAAAUAUAGAGUACAAGCUUAAGCUCAUAAACCCCACACAAUACCGCUUUGAGCACCUGGCAACGCAGAUGAAGUGGCGACUGCAGGAGGGUCGAGGCGAAGCGGUCUAUCAAAUAGGUGUGGAGGACAACGGCAUGCUUGUGGGCCUGUCAGAGGAAGACAUGAGAGCUUCUCUGAAAACCCUCCACAUGCUUGCAGAAAAGAUUGGAGCUGACAUCACGAUUCUUAGACAGAGGGAGGUGGAUUACGACGCAGACGUUCCCCGAAAUAUUGCUGAAGUUCUUAUUCGCAAGGUGCCAGAUGACCAGCAGUUCUUAGACCUUCGUGUGGCAGUGCUGGGUAAUGUGGACUCAGGAAAGUCCACUCUGUUGGGCGUUUUGACACAGGGGGAAUUGGACAAUGGACGGGGAAGAGCAAGGCUCAACCUCUUCAGACAUCUGCAUGAGAUUCAGACCGGACGCACCUCCAGCAUCAGUUUUGAGAUCCUUGGUUUCACCAGUAAAGGAGAGGUGGUGAAUUACAGCGAGUCUCGGACGGCAGAAGAAAUUUGCGAGAGCUCCUCUAAAAUGAUCACCUUCAUUGAUCUGGCGGGUCAUCACAAGUACUUGAAAACCACCAUCUUCGGCCUCACCAGCUACUGUCCAGACUUCGCCAUGCUAGUCGUCAGCGCGAACACAGGCAUCGCUGGAACAACACGAGAGCACCUUGGUCUGGCCAUGGCCUUGAAAGUCCCCAUCUUCAUCGUCGUCAGUAAAGUGGACCUCUGCACACGGGCCACUGUGGAGCGCACGGUGCGGCAGCUGGAGCGCGUCUUGAAACAGCCGGGCUGCAACAAAGUUCCCAUGGCUGUAAGCAGUACUGAUGACGCCGUCACUGCAGCUCAGCAGUUUGCUCUGUCGCCAAAUAUCACACCAAUAUUUACCCUGUCCAGUGUGAGUGGUGAGAGUUUAGACCUGCUUAAGGUCUUCUUCAACAUUAUUCCUCCUCUGAGCAACAGUAAAGAGCAGGAGGAGCUUAUGCAGCAGUUGACUGAGUUCCAGGUAGAUGAGAUUUACACAGUUCCAGAGGUGGGGACAGUGGUGGGAGGUACUUUGUACAGUGGUAUUUGCCGAGAGGGAGAUCAUCUUGUAGUAGGACCCACAGAGUUGGGUCAGUUCCACAGGUUGACUGUCGGCAGCAUCCAGAGGAACCGCUCGGCAUGCCGGGUACUCAGGGCCGGCCAGGCCGCCACUCUUGCUCUGGGAAACUUUGACCGAUCGCUGCUCCGAAAGGGCAUGGUGAUGGUGAGUCCAGAGAUGGAUCCUACCAUCUGCUGGAUGUUCGAGGCUGAGAUCGUGCUACUCUUCCACGCUAAGACUUUCCACAAGGGCUUCCAGGUUACUGUGCACAUUGGGAAUGUGAGACAGACCGCCACAGUGGAGGCUUUGUAUGGCAAGGAUGAGCUAAGAACAGGCGAGAAAGCAGUGGUCCUCUUUAAGUUCAUCAAACACCCAGAGUAUCUGAAGGUGGGAGCCAAGGUGCUCUUCAGGGAGGGGGCAACCAAAGGCAUCGGCCACGUCACAAAGCUUCAGCCCAUCGCUCAUUUCCCCGCUUCUCAGUUGGAGGAUCAGGAAGCCUGAUUUGAUUGUUUUGGUUUGUUUUUUGUCAGCCAUGGCUUAAAAAAAACAUAGAUGAGGUGCUUAGAAAACACCCUCCAAAGGCCAGCAUGCUCUGUCUUUGCACAGGAAAUCCUUCCCGCUGGAUUUUGUUAUGUAAUCUUCUUCCAAAGACGUGUCAGUGCCCCAUGUGUGUCUUUUCCAACCUUUUAAAUACUUGCUGGUGUUUUACUCUGCCUUCUGUUCUUCAGGUGUUAAAGCGGUGGCUUUUGUUUUAAACCAAUAACAAGAAAACGCCUCGAGAACCAGCUUAACACUUUAAAGUCUUCCAACAGAACUCCUCUUUACUGCCGUCCCAGUUUGGUAGCUGUAGAAUUUUUAGAACCAAAGAAACUUCGAGAGGUUAAAAUGCACUCCUUAUAGUAUUCAGAAUCCAUUCAAACAGGACUGAACUGUGCACGGCCAUUUUUAAUGUAUUUCCUGCAGAUGUUAUAAGCUUCAGCUGCUUUUGUUUUUGUGGUUUCACCAGCUUUAAUCGUGACCCACAGCAGCUGUGUCAGCAGGAUAGAACCUCUGACCAUUUGAUCUUAAAUGUUCCACAAUGUAAGCUGUGAGGGGAGUUGGUGGAGGUCAGACUCAGCCUGCCAGACUUCUGCUUCCAGCUGAGAUUCUGGUAAGAAUGUAAAGGGACUUUAGUGAGUCAGCCAGGGCAGCUCCGAUUGCCUUUCACUUCUUUAUCUGUCCUUUUAUCCACAUACGAGGCCUCAAUCAUUGUCCAGUUGGGUUUGAACAACCUUACUGGUGAACUCAAGUGCUUUAGUUUCUCAGGUCAGUAGACGUUUUGAUAGACUGCAUUCCACUUUCACAGAAGCACUGGCAUAAAGAUGUCCUUAACCGAGUUGGAGAUCACAGAGUGAAGCUGCUUUCAGAUCCAGCAGUGUGGUUGGAAAAACGUCAUUAUCCACUUACUGACAGCACGACCUAUGAAGGCGUUCAGAUCGGUGCCUAGUGGAACUACUAUUGCAGUAGUUUCAUCACUGCCUAAAUGUAAUAGUUGAAAUGUACUUAAAUUGGUGCUCUAACCAGAAAUAGGCUCCAAAUGUUGAAAUUUCACGUUAAAUUCUCUACUCUCUUGUUCGUGUUCAAUUUUAGCUUAACUUUUGAGAUAUAUAUUUUUAUGCAGAUGACCUACUCUUUAUCACCACUCACUCAGUCCAAGUCUGCACUGUUUGUGUGCAAACACAGAAACAUUUAAGGUGUUCACUCACAUUAUUUCAAUCUUUAAAAAGAAAGUUUGGGUGAAUUUGUUUGAAUGCACCAAAGUUGUAUUUAAAGAUUGGUUGUAGUUUCUGGUUUUAUACCUUGUUCACAAUUUUUUACCUGUUUUUUAGCUCCAACUUAUAUUUACUCUUUAAAUUCAGAGUUUACGUUAUUUUGAAUUGAAAAUAUAGUUUUAUUUGGGUGAAAUGCAAUAUUUAUGUACAGAUCCAAUGUGUGUGUUGUGGUGUACAUAAAUAAAACUUGUUACUUUCUUGA